This is a messenger RNA of Striga hermonthica, 678 nucleotides long. Lineage: Eukaryota; Viridiplantae; Streptophyta; Magnoliopsida; Lamiales; Orobanchaceae. The record is from the annotation of a GenBank genome assembly.
AUGGGGAGUGUUGUUGGCAAAGAUGGGCCUCACACUAGUUUGGAGCCUAAGUCGAAGCUCGACGCCAAAAUAAUCGAGGCCUUGCGAAGGGGAGAAGUAAAAGGGAGUUCCAUAAAAUCAUUCAACACCAUUAUCCUAAAGUUCCCCAAGAUUGAUGAGAGCUUUAGGAAAUGUAAAACCACAUUCGAAGAGUUCGACGAGGAUGGAAAUGGUGCAAUAGAUCCUCAAGAGCUAAAACGGUGCUUUCAGAAACUAGAACUUAAUUUCACCGAUGAGGAAAUAAACGAGUUGUUUGAAGCGUGCGACAUAAAUGAAGACAUGAGAAUGAAAUUCAAUGAGUUCAUCGUUCUCCUUUGCCUCGUCUACAUUCUGAAAGAAGAUCAGACCAGUCAGCAAGCUAUAGGAAUGCCGAGUCUUGGGGCGACUUUUGAAACGAUAGUGGACACGUUUGUUUUCCUGGAUAAAAACCGGGAUUGCUGUGUUAGCAGAGAUGAGAUGAUUGAUGCCAUUAACGAGACUAACUCGGGAGAAAGAUCUUCCGGGAGAAUAGCCAUGAAAAGAUUCGAGGAGAUGGAUUGGGACAAGAACGGGAUGGUUAAUUUUAAGGAGUUUCUCUUUGCUUUCACGCAUUGGGUCGGGAUUGAAGAUGCUGAUGACAAUGAAGCUGAGCAUGCGUGA